Messenger RNA from Haemonchus placei, 555 nucleotides. The record is from the annotation of a GenBank genome assembly. NCBI's taxonomy places the organism in Eukaryota, Metazoa, Nematoda, Chromadorea, Rhabditida, Trichostrongylidae.
AUGUUUGGCUAUGGAUUCACAUUUGGCCAAAGGUUGGUGAACCCAUUCAUCGGAGUCGGCGACUACUUUUUCGAUCCUGAACGAGAAGGGCAAAUGUCAACCGACCAAGUGCAUCUUGUUGGUGGGAUAUCAGGUCUGGUGGCCACUUUAUAUCUGAAGCCACGUCAACACCGCUUCAAGGACCAACGAGCUAGACAGAUCAGCGAUCCGACGAAAGCCAUUUUAGGAUUCCUGAUGAUAUGGUGGGGAUGGCUGGCAUUUAAUACUUCGUCUAACUACUCCGUCUCAGGUCAGCAAUGGACAGAAGGAAGCCGAUCCGCUGUUGGGACUAUUAUGGCGUCAGUCGGUGGCGGAAUGGUUACAGUACUGAUUUCACGAUACACAACAAAAAAGAUCGAAGUCGACAUGUUCAUAGAUGGACUACUAGCUUCCUUAGUUUCGAGUACAGCCGGCUGCCUUUUCUACACCCCAUGGCAAGCUACGUUGGUAGGAGCGAUCGGAUCAACAUUAGCCCUGAUAGCUUAUCCAGUGUUGGAGAAAGCAAAGGUACGAUAA